AUGCCGAUCUUGACACAGCGCGGGUUCUCGCUCACGCCCGCGCAGCAGCGGCUCGCAAUCCGUGGUGGACUGCUCUUCGUGAUCAUUCUUCUCCUCCGUUCCCUCCUCUCCCCCUCGAAGCGCGCCGACGAGAUCCAAAGCCAUGGCAUGUUUGAGCGUGUCCUCCUCCCCGAAAAGUACCUCGACGUGUACAAGUACCCCUUCCUCCAGGCCAGGAUAGGCCGCGACGACCGCCCAGACCUGUUUGACGACGAGGUUGGGGAUGGUAUCCUUGAUUUUUGGCAGCGCUUCCAAAAGCCAUUUAUCACGGGCAAGGACACGGCGCACCUUGACACCCAGGUCAUGCGCUCGGUUGUCGACGAUCUCCUCCAGUUCAACGGCUGGGUGACUGCCUCGUGCCAAAAGCUCGUGCGUCCCUUUGGCCAAAACUCGGGCCAUGACAACUACGAGGACCUCGCCAGCGCCGACAACCUCUACUAUGUGGCCGUUGUCGUCCACUCGGCCGACCACUUCCUCGUUGACCAGCUGGCCGUCAUUGUCCAGCUCGCGCGCCGUCUGGGUACCCGCAACAUCUUUGUGUCGAUGCUCGACCAGGGCUCGGCAGACUCGACGCCUACUCUCUCGGAUCUCUGCGAAGCCGUCCUUACGAUCCUGGGCAUUUCGUUCCGUAUCCGCCGCAUUCCUCCCCUCUCCAUCAACUACUACCCUCUCGAGGAGGCCGAGGUCCGUAACGCGGUCCUGGAGCCCCUCCACGAGCUGUGGGACAAGCGUUCAAUCAAGUUCCACCGCGUCAUCUGGCUCAAGGGCUUCACCUGCCCGAUGGACAUUCUCGAGUCGCUCCGUGUCUCCGAGGUCAACAAGGCCGCCAUGACCUGCGGCAUGGACUGGGCCGAGCACAACGGCUUCUUCAUCUUCUCGGACCGCUGGCGUACGCGUGACAUUGCCGGCGACCUCUUCCGUCAGGCUCGUUCGUCGUCCAAGCCCGAGGCUGGCCCGCCCCGCGACAAGGUCGGCACCGAGCGCUACACCCACCACUUGCCCUUCCAGGUCUUCUGCUGCGAGUCGGGCACCCACGUCGUUGACCCCGAACAGUCGUACUACCGCGGCAUCGCGUACCGCGCCGCGAGCAACGCCGUCAACGUUACUGGCAGCGCCGACCUCUCGGCCGACCCUGACACUCCUUGCAUGGACUCGACCCAGAUGUGGUUCUGCCGUGACAUGUGGGUGGACGCUGCCCGCUCGGGCCUCAAGAACACCGACCGCGGCCCCCGCCGUAACCAGAACAAGCGCGAAUUGAUUGAGGUCGCCCAGAACAUUGAGCCCCUCGAGAAGCGCGAGCAGGACCUCAAGGCCAAGGCCAAGCGCGCCGAGGCUGACAAGCGUGCCGAUGCCGAUGUCGCCGCCGAGGAGCUCGCCGACGGCGAAAAGGCCAAGGGACGUGUCGCCGCCGAGAUUGCCGCCCAGGUCGCCGCUGCUGCCGAGGACGACCCGGCCGCCCAGCGCGAGGUCCCCAACCGUGACAAGAACGACGCCCACGCCGACAAUGACGGCACCGAGUCGCCGGCCGACGGAGGCUCGGGUACCGACAUUGACGCGAUGGACGAGGACGCGGCCAACCCGGCUCCCGAGGCGCUCAAGAAGGAGGACCUGCCAUUCAUGAUCCCCAACACCGAGUUCCUCCCGGCGCGCAUCCUCGUCAACCCCCGCUGCCUGACGACGUACGGCGGUGUCUCGCACACCAAGCUCGCCACCGACCUGUUUGGUGGACCAAAGGACCACGUCUCCCACGGCGACGGCAACUAUGCGCUCGAGGACUGGGCCGGCGCGCCCGACUCGUUUGUCUGCCAGGAAAUGCGCACCACCGGCGGCCGUACCGCCGCCAAGUCGCAGCGCCGCGUCAGCUUUUUGCUCCAGCAAGAGGUAAGCUAA
Molecule: messenger RNA, 1929 nt
Organism: Apiotrichum porosum
Lineage: Eukaryota; Fungi; Basidiomycota; Tremellomycetes; Trichosporonales; Trichosporonaceae
Gene: CAP60
Product: capsular associated protein
Exons: 1
Coding region: 1-1929 (642 amino acids)
Source: RefSeq, a predicted model, not a curated record